Prorocentrum cordatum is the source of this 832-nucleotide messenger RNA. NCBI's taxonomy places the organism in Eukaryota, Dinophyceae, Prorocentrales, Prorocentraceae. The record is from the annotation of a GenBank genome assembly.
AGAAGGAGGAGCCUUCGAGCGCGCUGACUUCGCCAGAGACCGCGCGGCGCGAGCGAAUGCGUUAUGAGUGGCGCGCGGGCCGGGUCGUAGACGUGUGCGCGAAUGCGCAAAAUCUUGAAGGGAGAAGCGGGCUCGUCUGGAACUACAGCGCCGUAGGAGGAAGAGGAGGGGAGAAAGAGAAGGAGGAGGAGGAGGAGGAGGAGGAGGAGGAGGAGGAGGAGGAGUCCGUAGACAAUUCACGAGGCUGUCGACAGCCAGCUGUCGCACGCACUGGCCGCCUAGGAGAUUGCACAGCCAGAUGCUUCAAAAGAGACGCCCGAGGCCCUCUAGACUCAAGUCAAGCCCCAGGCAUCUCGGCAGCAAGAGAUGGAGGGGGAGGAGAAAGAGAAGGAGGGGAGGUGAAAAAGGAGGAGGAUGAGGGCUGGGGAUGGGGACGAGAUGACCGAGAGCUCGCAGACAAUUGCACUAAUCUGUACAAUGUCAACCCUCGCUUGCAUUAACCAUGUAUGAGGCCGCGCAGCCAAAUGCGGUCCGAAUCGGGCCGAUGGAUCCGGCUAAAGCCGGAGAGACAGCGAGAGAGACAGAAAGAGAGAGAGAGAGAGAGACCCAAAUCUUCGGAAGCUAAAGGGCUAAAGGGCUAUAGGGAUAUGGCGAGUAAUGCCACCCCUGCGCGCGGCCGGCAAGCGCGCUCACCACCCGCGACGGGAGAGAACCCGCGCGGCCUCGCCCUACAAGAGGGCGCCUGGGCGCCUGGCCGCCGCAAGCAUGAGCAACCGAGGCGCAGCGAGGCCCUGGGCGGGAGCAGGGCGAGCUCUUCAGCUGGAGUUCCUCC